AUGAACAAAACAUUAGCUUUAAUAUUUGGAUUACUUAUACUCUCAUUCUUCACUUUCACAGUAUCUGCCGGAGCAGAAGAAUCUGCUAGCAUGUCUUCUGAAAGUAGCUCUGAAGAAUCUGCUGAGGUAACUGAGGAAUCCUCUGAGGUAACUGAAGAAUCUGCUGAGGUAAGUGGAUCAGAAUCUUCAGAACAAGCAGCAAGCGCACAGCAGGAGAGUGCAAGUGCAGAGACAGCCAGUGCAAGCUCAGCAGAGGCAGCCAGUGCAGGCUCAGUGCAGGCUGCAAGUGCAGAAAAAGCCGAUGCAAGCUCAUCAGAGGCUGCAGGUGUAAGUGCAGGUGCACAGCAAUCAGGAGCAGCAAUUAAUGCUAGUGAAGAAGGAGCAGGAGCUGGCUCAGGGGAUGAGGCAACCUCAAAUCCAUCUAGGAGUGGCUCAAAAAAGAAAUCAGGCAAAGGAUCUAGGUCUUAA
Messenger RNA from Nematocida ausubeli, 468 nucleotides. RefSeq lists its product as uncharacterized. The coding region runs from base 1 to 468 and encodes 155 amino acids. The transcript has a single exon. The record is from RefSeq and is a predicted model, not a curated record. Lineage: Eukaryota; Fungi; Microsporidia.